Messenger RNA from Boleophthalmus pectinirostris (great blue-spotted mudskipper), 3408 nucleotides. Its product is annotated as class I histocompatibility antigen, F10 alpha chain. Gene Ontology annotation, biological process: immune response. Lineage: Eukaryota; Metazoa; Chordata; Actinopteri; Gobiiformes; Gobiidae. The record is from RefSeq and is a predicted model, not a curated record. Gene Ontology annotation, cellular component: external side of plasma membrane.
AGACACAGACACAGACACAGACACAGACAGAGACACAGACACAGACAGAGACAGAGACACAGACAGAGACAGAGACAGAGAGAGAGAGAGUGUCCCAGAAGAUAAGAAGAUAAGAUGAGACAAUAAGAUCUUUUUAUACUUUCAUGUUUUCAAGAUGAACUCGUGUGCGCUGCUCCUGCUCCUGGGGACACUGCUACACGGAGCCACAGCCACGGUUCACACUUUGAAAUAUUUUGGCACUUCUUCAUCUCAAGUCCCAAACUUCCCAGAGUUCAUUGAGGUUGGAUAUGUGGACGACCUCCAGAUCACUCACUACGACAGUUUCACAAAGAAAUAUGUCCCCAAACAGGAGUGGAUGAACAAAAUCACAGAGGAGGAUCCUCAGUACUGGGAGAGGAGCACUCAGAUCAAUUUGGGGAAUGAGCAGGAGGGAAAAGCCCAAAUAGAAAUUGAGAAACGACGCCUCAACGUGACCGGAGGUUUGUUAGUUUUGAUUUGGAUGUACGGCUGUGACUGGGACGAUGAGACUAAUGAGAUCAAAGGAUAUGAUCAGAUCGCUUUUGAUGGAGAAGAUUUUAUUUCAUUUGAUUUUGAGACUGAAACUUAUGUGGCUGCAAAACAACAGGCCUUGGUCACCAAACAGAGAUGGGAGAGGGAAGGAGUCGGUGCCAGAAGGAAAAACUACAUCAUUCACAUCUGUGCUGAGUAUCUGAAGAAACAUGUGCGCAACGGAGAGAGCGCUCUGAAGAGGACAGAGCUCCCCCUGGUGUCCCUGCUGCAGAAGUCCUCUUCAGCCCCAGUCACGUGCCACGCCACACGCUUCUACCCCGACAGAGCCAUGCUGUUCUGGACCAAAGACGGAGUGGAGGUGACGGAGGACGUGGACCCUGGAGAGAUCCUGCCCAACGGAGACGGGACCUUCCAGACCAGUGUGUCCCUGGACCUGUCCUCUGUCCCCCCUGAGGACUGGGACAAGUUCAACUGUGUGUUCCAGCUGUCCGGGGUCAAAGACGACUAUGUGACCAGACUGGACCGGAACAAGAUCCUGACCAACGAGAAGAGUCACACAGUUCUCAUCUCUGUUGCGUCUGUUGUUCUCGCUGCUGUUGUCCUCGCUGUGGUCGCCUUCGUCUUGUACUGGAGAUUUAGAGACAAACAGCCCUCGCCUCCUCCGAGUGAGAAGGAGGUGCUGCAGGAGUUGAACCCUCAGCCACGGUGACAUUCACUCGGACAAAUCGGACAAAUCAGCGCUCCGUCCUGACGCUUCAUGGGUUUUCUCGCUUUCAUAUGAAAUCCAAACUUUCUCCUUGUUAAAUCUUAUAAAUGAGACAUUAUUGUGUGGCAGAGUGGUUAGCACUGCUCUUGGCUCAGAUCUAGAAUGUGUUUGUGUUCUCCACACCAGGAUCCUGACAGGUUUAACCCAGAGACACUGAAGGAUGGGUCAAAUGCAGAGGACACGUUUCUUUCCUUGGACUUUUCCUGGAGCGGUUGUUUAAAGGCCUCAUUCAUGUUAAAGUUAAACCUGGGGACAGGGCGGGGCAUCAGGUUCUUCAUGAUCUCUGCUCUUUUGCUUUGGGGCUGAUGUGAAAUGUGGAAGAGAUUUGGAAAGAUCGCAGCAAAUUUCAACCCGUGUGUCGUUCGUUUAUUCUUUUUUCAAUAUAAAACCAAAAAUAAGAAAACGAAAAAAACAACUAUUUUCUUCAUUAUUUGUCUCCAAAACUAAAAUGAGAAAAAAACAGAUAAUGAUUCAGUUUUUCAGUUUUCGAUUUUGUGUUUAAAUGAAAAAUGGAAAAAAUGGAUAACGGACUUUUGCACCGCAUACGGACUGAACCAGGACUGAACAGUUUUCAGUCCUGGUCUGGCCCCGAUCUCAAUCCCGGUCUUGCCCCGAUCUCAAUCCCGGUCUGGGCCCGGUCUGGUUCUGGUCUCAGUCCUGGUCUCAGUCCCAGUCUCACUCCCGGUCUCAGUUUUGGUCUGGUCCUGGUCUCAAUCCCGGUCUGGUUCCGGUCUCAGUGGUCUUGGUCUUGGUCCCGGUCUCACUCCUGGUCUCACUCCUGGUCUCACUCCUGGUCUCAGUCCCUGGUCUCAGUACCAGUCUCAGUCCUGGUCCUGGUCCUGGAUUCAGUCCCGGUCUGGUUCUGGUCUGGUCACGGACCUGAUUUAGUCCUGUUUUAGUCCUGGUUCAGUCCGGCAUCACAGUUUAAGUCACGGAAACGGGAAACAGCUGUUAUCUGUUUUUUCAUCAUUAGUUUAAACACAAAAUCCUUUUUUCAUUUUGGUUUUGGAGACAAAUAAUGAAGAAAAUCGUUGUUUUUUCAUUUUUCUAUUUUUGGUUUUAUUUUGAAAAACGAAUGAACGAAUGACACACGGAUUAAUUUCUUCCACUUUGUCCCAGAGCAGCUUAAACACCGACUGUGGAAGAUCAUGAAGAACAUAAAACAAGUUGCACAAAUAUAUUAAAUGUCACAGUUAAAGGCGCUGGACCUGAUUUUGAGUCUUAAAAACAUGAAAAACAGAACUAGUUCAUUGUAAACAGUUUGUAGUGGUCCAAAGUUCUUCCUCAAUCCAUGUAAACCAGGACUGAACCAGGACUAAACCAGGACUAAACCAGGAUUAAACCAGGACUGAACCUGGACUGAACCAGGACUGAACCAGGACUGAACCAGGACUAAAGUCAUUCUCGGUCUCAGUCCCUAUCUGGUCCCGGUCUCAAUUUUGGUCUUGUCCCUUUCCCGGUCUCAGUCCUAGUCUGGUCCUGGUCUCAGUCCUAGUCUCAGUCCUAGUCUGGUUCCGGUCUCAGUCCUGAUCACCUAACAGUCUGUGUAGAUGCACCUCCGGGUCCGUCCCAACACUCAGUCCUGGUUCAAGUCCUGGUUCAAGUCCUGGUUUAAGUCCUGGUUUAGUCACGUAAACGGGAAACAGCCGUGAUUCGUUUUUUUUUAUCUUGGUUUUGGAAACAAAUAAUGAAGAAAAUAGUUUCUUAUUUUUGGUUUUAUUUUGAAAAAAACAAAUGAACAAAUGACACACGUAUUUCCUGAAAAUUUGCUCUUUAAAUCCAUUUUGUUUUGUUUUUUUUCUUGAGUUUUCACACCGUUUAAAAUCUUUCUCGACAGUGUUUGCUGAUGUGUGCGUUGUGUCACCACGGCAACCGCUGAACAUUCCACCAUAGACAUCCAUGCGUCAUCAGUCGUCAAUGCUGUUUUUCCUCCGUUGUGAAAAAGUUGUGAUUUUCUUUUUUAAUUUAUUUCAAAAUCGUUGUGAUCAGUUUGUGGGUUUUAUUUUAUUCUGGUUUAUUUUUGUGUGAUUUGUUUAAACUUUUGUGAAGGUUCAUUUACUUAUUAACUGUAGACGCUGUUUGAACUCAUCUGUGCAUUUUUGCUUUUCAAUAAAAUGUGUUUGGGUGAAAAA